This is a messenger RNA of Egretta garzetta (little egret), 3459 nucleotides long. It is a transcript of the gene WTAP, whose product is annotated as WT1 associated protein. Gene Ontology annotation, biological process: regulation of alternative mRNA splicing, via spliceosome. Lineage: Eukaryota; Metazoa; Chordata; Aves; Pelecaniformes; Ardeidae. Gene Ontology annotation, cellular component: nucleus. The transcript has 7 exons. Bases 1 to 1227 code for a protein of 408 amino acids. The record is from RefSeq and is a predicted model, not a curated record.
AUGCAGUCCUAUUAUGCUAUGUACACCAUCAAAUUCAAUUCCUCUUGUGUUCGCCUUAGCGAAGCAGAUUUUAAGGUUUUACCUAGAGAUGAGCUCAUCCUAAGGUGGAAACAGUAUGAAGCAUACGUGCAAGCUCUGGAGGGCAAGUACACAGACCUUAAUUGUAAGUUAGCCAAGUUUCAAAGUGGUAUGAGUUACCUGAAUGUUAGUAUAAAGCAGAGUGUUCAACAACAGCAAGAGUCUGCCCGAAGAGAAAAUAUUCUGGUGAUGAGGCUGGCAACUAAGGAACAGGAGAUGCAAGAGUGUACUAAUCAGAUUCAGUACCUCAAGCAAGUCCAGCAGCCUAGUGUUGCCCAACUGCGAUCAACAAUGGUGGACCCAGCCAUCAACUUGUUUUUCCUAAAAAUGAAAGGUGAACUGGAACAGACUAAAGACAAACUGGAACAAGCCCAAAAUGAACUGAGUGCCUGGAAAUUUACGCCUGAUAGCCAAACAGGCAAAAAGUUAAUGGCGAAGUGUCGAAUGCUUAUCCAGGAGAAUCAAGAGCUUGGAAGGCAGCUAUCCCAAGGACGUAUUGCACAGCUUGAGGCAGAGUUGGCUUUACAGAAGAAAUAUAGUGAGGAACUUAAAAGCAGUCAGGAUGAACUGAAUGACUUCAUCAUCCAACUUGAUGAGGAGGUAGAGGGUAUGCAGAGUACCAUUCUAGUUCUUCAGCAGCAAUUGAAGGAGACUCGCCAGCAGUUGGCGCAGUACCAGCAGCAGCAGUCCCAGGCCUCCAACCCAGGCACCAGCAGGACUCCAUCUUCUGAGCCUACAGACCAGGGAGAGGCUGUGGGCAAAGACUGCAGCCGUCUGGCAAACGGACCAAGCAACGGCAGCUCCUCCCAUCAGCGGACGUCUGGGCCUGGAUUUUAUAGGGAGGGUAGCGGCACGGAAGAUGACUUCCCAGCUUCUCCAGGGGAUGGCAAUAAGCUGUCCAACCACUCUGAAGAUAGAACUGGUAGAGGAGGUGGUAGCUACAUAAACCAACUCAGUACUGGGUAUGAAAGCGUAGACUCUCCCACUGGCAGUGAAAACUCUCUCACUCACCACUCAAAUGAUACAGACUCCAAUCAUGAUCCUCAAGAGGAGAAAACAGUGAGCAUGAAAGGUAACAGAACUGUGGGUUCCCGUCAUGUCCAGAAUGGUUUGGACUCCAGUGUAAAUGUGCAGGGUUCAGUUUUGUAACAUUUUUCUGCAGCAUUUUUAUACAGUGUCAUUUAAAUUGGGAGAGGAUACUGUCCAGAAGCCGUUUAAAUUAGUGCAUACUUGUCACAAUUUUGCCUUUUUGUGGGUUUCUUUUUGCUUCAAUACCUCUGCCACUUCGGAAAUUUUAACAGUUAAUUACGUUGAAUGUUGCUAAAAGGACGUUUGUGUAGCUCAAGUUAUUUUUAUAUGAGUUAAUGUGAAGUUGAAAUGGAAAUGAUUUCCAUAAAGUAUAACAUAAAUGAUGUCUGUACAAAUCUGUGUAUAUCUAGAACCUGUGCUGUGUAAGGGCAUUCUUACUCAUACUGUUAUACUUACACCACCUUCAAGAUUUGUCAUAAUAGCUGUGGGUUUAUGAUUGCCAAGUUUGCCCAGUACAGUAGUUUUAUCACUAAAAGAUGGACUCACUGAAGGAGUCCUGUAGUAGUUUCAGUGUUAAUUACAGUUUUUCCCACCAUACAUCUGUGCAUUUUCUCCUUAGGUGACCGAAUGUUUAUGAAUUGUGUGCAUAGUUACUCAGUUUUUAAGAACUGUUGUAUCCUGUUUAUGCAUAUUGCUCUGUGACUCCAAUAUUAUCUUACCUGUACUGACCAAACCUAAAUAAAAAACUUUUAAUAAUGUAAUUUCCUCAUUGUUCUGCAUUGGCUUACAUGGCUUAUCUGUAUGCAGUGUAUUUAUAGUACUUGCUUUUUUUUAGUUGAAUUUGUUCCUGUGUCAAUCAUAUCUGAUACAGCUUAUGCCAAAUUCCUGAUGUUACCGUACUCAUUUCAGGCCAGCCUGUCCUGUGCUUGUUCCACAGGUUUUGUCCUUAUUGGCAGGUGGGGGCGGGAAGUAGUUGUUAAAAGUAAGCCUUAGAGUUGGAACCUGGCUUUUGUAAAGAUUAAAAAAAAAAAAAAUCCACCAGGUAAAUGAACAAAUUAAACUACAAAACUUUAAGGAGUUAGUAAUUCAGCCUCUUAACCCAAAUAUAACUCCUCUUGUUUCUGAAUGCCUGCCUGAGGGAACUAACUUCUUAACAGGUGCAGGGAAUGAAAAAACUACCUUUAACCAUGCUUCUACUGUUCAGUAGCAAUGAGUUAGGAAUUUCUUGGAACCUGAAUUUCUGUUGGCUAUUUUUCUGUGUAUUAGUUUAGUGAUGGUAGCACGUAAGCAAGGAGAUGAAAAAGCACUGGCUUUUCAGCACUGUUGAAAGGGAAAACUAAGGUGCUUAGUACUUACUUUUGGAUUGACUUAAAUCCAGUUUCAACACUUUUCAACCUGUGAAUUUUGUAAUUGCCAGAUGACUAAUUAUCUCAAUAUGUAGCCACUGAAACAAUAGUAAAUAGCUUAUAGCUUUGCAAUUCACUGUGGAAACAGUGAGACUCUUGUUUGAAAGCAGUUAUUUCUCCAAAGUUCUAGGACUUAAUAGAAUUUGUUUCAAAUUUACACAGUUAUAAAUUCCUAGUAAUCUAGAAGGGUUUCUGUGGUGCUAUUUUUAAGUGGCAUAUUAUAUGAGAAUUAACAUCUGCAGUAGUAUUGUCCAAGACAAAUGGAUGUAAUUAAAAUAGUACUAGCUGCUGUCAUCUGUGUUGGAGACGCUAGUCCAUGUGCCACUGCUACUUCAAUUUCAUAGGGUUCACUUAAAUGUGUUAAAACUAGUUAGUAGUUGUCACUGGAAGUGUGAAUUCUGUUGGUGAUACCUUGUUGUUUUUUGAAUGUUACUUUAGCUGUCAUUGCCUGGAAACUAGCAGUUAUUAGUUGAAUGCAUGAAAGGGACCUGACAAGUACCUAUACAAAGAAGUACCAGCAUCUGGCAUCCAAAGUAAUUUCUAGCUUACAAAAAUCCCUGAUGGUGAUCUAGACCUGUAGUUGCUGGUGAUACUAUAUUUAGUUUUAGUAAUGUACUGCUCGAUUAUCUAUAGUGUGUGUAUAUGUAUAUCCUGGAUCCUGUACAUGGUAGAAUACAGUAUUUACAAGAACCUUAAAAUGCCAAUAAUAGAUUAUAACAGUGGCUUCAUAUGAUGGUAUAGAUGGUAAAAAGCCUUGUGGGGGACAUCUGUGGUUGUUGGUUCAAAUCUCAGUCUGAAAUAUGAAAGCAACUCAUGCCAAGAAAAUGGUAGACAUUUUCAUUUAAUACAAGGGAUUGGAAGGAUGUAAAAUAUCUUUGGAGUUACAGUAAUUGUGGUUAACUGUGCUAAAGUUAAAAAAAUAAAAUGCAUAGCUUUCAGGCGGUGA